AUGAGGCUCCCCAUCCUCACCAGCUUGCUUUGCAUCCUGCUUCUCUGCUUUUCCUUCUUCUCAGCGGAAGAGUAA
Molecule: messenger RNA, 75 nt
Organism: Orycteropus afer afer
Lineage: Eukaryota; Metazoa; Chordata; Mammalia; Tubulidentata; Orycteropodidae
Source: RefSeq, a predicted model, not a curated record